Messenger RNA from Falco peregrinus (peregrine falcon), 1221 nucleotides. It is a transcript of the gene C4H21orf140, whose product is annotated as chromosome 4 C21orf140 homolog. Gene Ontology annotation, molecular function: voltage-gated potassium channel activity. Gene Ontology annotation, cellular component: membrane. The record is from RefSeq and is a predicted model, not a curated record. Gene Ontology annotation, biological process: monoatomic ion transport. Lineage: Eukaryota; Metazoa; Chordata; Aves; Falconiformes; Falconidae.
AUGGCUUUGAGCAACCACACGAACAGCAGUUUGGUCAUGCCAAAUUUACUCCACAUGUUUGUGGGACAAAAGAAGACCCUUCGGUUCAAUAAUUUCAGCAACCCAGCCUUGGAGAUGCAAGAGGAGAUAAUGGCCUCGUUUUAUAUCCUCAUCAUCGUUGGGUUUUUCGGCUUUCUACUCUUUGUCAUGAUGCUCAGCAAUAUUGUUUCCAGCAAGCCUGAAAACUACAUUGACUAUCUCUAUUCUGGGAAGCUUAACCCUCACAGAAGCAUUGUGGAGCUUCCAAGAAAGGAAAGCAAAGACACUUUCAUUAUUAUCAACAGCACUGCCUUACUGGAGCUGCAAAGGCAGGAUGGCAAAACCAAUCCUGGGUCUGAGGUGCUGAGCACAGAUGCAAGUGUAAUGGUGCUGGUGUCAGGCUCAAUGCGGGUGCCUCAGCGGUUCGUCGACAGCAACAUACAGCACUUCGCAAAUCUGCUCCUCAGGCACAUAAUUCACAGGGUUUGCUUUGAUGCUAUUUCAAAAAGGCAGUGCCUGCUGUAUUUGAGAGCUUUGAGGACACUGCAGCUCAAUGGUUUCAGGACUGUUUUUUUUGGGGAAGCAGAUAUUCCAGAAAGUCUUAUAACAGGAGAAAAAAUAGCUGAGGAGGCCAGCCUGUGCUGGUCAGUAUGGACACUUGUUCACACUGGCAGUUGCCAAGUGUGGGUGCCCUGCCUCCGGUAAAAACUUUUAUUAAGAGAUGAGCUGCCCGUCCACCAGCAGAAUGGUAUCUUUCAGGAGUUGUGUGAAUCUCUGACCACGUCCUGUGGGAAGUGUGUAAUUGUGACAAGGGAUAAAAGGCAGCUGAUGUGUGUGUGGGCAAAAGAAGACAAGGAGCUGGAGACAGGAACUCUGCUGCCAGUCCCACAAGUGGUCUACGUGGGCAGCAUUGAGUGUCACCCUGAAGUUGCUAGAGCCCAUGGCCAUAAGCUUCUGGUUGUGUCUUCAUCUUACAACUAUCUCUAUCCCAUGAAUGUCACCUGGUCUUCUUUGAAAUGGUUUAUUAUAAAAAACAGGAAGGACUUUGCCCUGAGGUCUGUUCAGAGGACCCACUCCUUUAGGUGUAUCCUAUUCAGUGACUUGAUCGUUAAAGGAAUAGAGAAGAUGACCCCAAACAAAUGGAAGGUAGCGAUUAAAACUGUGAAGAGAUGGGAGAACUACUAUCUUGACACACUUUCUUAA